Seminavis robusta is the source of this 1532-nucleotide messenger RNA. The record is from the annotation of a GenBank genome assembly. Lineage: Eukaryota; Bacillariophyta; Bacillariophyceae; Naviculales; Naviculaceae.
UAUCUAUUUGAUCAUUUAGAGGUAGGGUUACGUUGAUGUCCUCAGUCGUACCGGCGCCUCACUCGUCAUUCGGGUUCUUCGACAUUUUCCUUCACAAAAUUCUCACUCUUCAAUUCAAAUCGUUGUCAUAGCAGCCGUGUUUGUUGGAUUGUGUUUGCUCCGACCAUACUGUACUGGUACAUCGUAGUAAGGAAGAGCGAAGCAUUUGGCAGUGACUGUAUACAAUUCUGUGAAGAUCAAGAGAAGAAGAAGGAGAGAAGAGAGCGACCAUGGCGCUAUUGCGUUACGGCAACAUCAUUUUCUUUCGUUUUUGAAGGAGCCACUGUGCGACUGAUUUAUAUCCACGUAAUUUCUGUUACUUUUAGUUUUCCACGAUGGGCGCGGUCUGCUCGAUCCACAAUGACACCGUGGAUGAAACGGUGAUGGUGUACAUUGGAGUCAACACCAAGGUGCUCCAGCCUCUCUUGUGGAGUAUCACGGGACUAGCUACUGCCUUGAGUGGUGGCGUGGCUGUGGGGACUUUUCCCGCAGCGGUAAGUGUGACUGUGGCAGGAGAGGCAGUCAUGGUUUCUGUCAGCGCCAUCACCGCAGCUGCAGGAGGAUUAGUCAGUGCUUCUAAUUUUGUACUAGAGGCACUGCAGACCAAGCUAGUCAAUGACUUGACCAAGGGCGGAUACCACAAACUUCUACCAGGUCAGACCUAUACAACCCAAAAGUUGUCGCCUGCUCUCAAUCUCAGAGUCUGGUUGGUCCGAAUACACAAAACUGAAAAUGCCAUUCUGAUCAAGAGAUGCGAUUCGUCUGUCUGGACCGGCACUAAACCAGGAUCUGCAAACAUUUACAGAGUCAGGGACAAACUGCAGUUCCGUCAUUGGAAAAGCCAUGAAACCAUCCCCACAAACUACCAAUACAUCCCCAAGGAAACUCAGCAGCACGGGACAGAGGAAGAAGAAGAAAAGAAGGAACAACAUACACAAGAGCACCAAGAUCAUGGGCAUGACAGUGAAGAUCACGAGUUUACCAUUCUCAACUCGGGAAUGGUCCAUUGUCAGUGCAAAAUUGUAGAAACGACGCAUUGGCCAGAAGAGACCAAUGGCGACGGGCAACACCAACCACUGGAUGAUUCUGAUGCGUGGGUACAAGUGGAUGCUGUCACGGACAAGUGAAUGCGAAAGAGCACUCACAGAGGCUAGCUAGCGACUUCCUGUUGUAGUGUGAUCAGGGAAACAGGAAGCUAGAGUUUUCUUGGCAGCCUCAGGCGACCGUUGCAAUCGAGUCCACGACGACGGCGAACAACUACCUGCCUGUUUGGCCUUAGGCCGUCUGCGAUCCAUCUGUAGCACGCAACAAUCGGCGCUACCGAAAGAGAAACGGAGGUUCUGGCAAGCAUGGGUCCAUCGAAGCAUUCGCUUCAGAGCUGGCUGUUAUUGGCCUAAACGUAGCAUGUCGUUGCUCUUUAUUAUCUGCAGGCGCUUCACCUGGCAUUAAAAUCUAUUGUCUUAGCUAAUUGCUCUGGGGAUUCUUCUCAUCAU